Molecule: messenger RNA, 1391 nt
Organism: Leptinotarsa decemlineata (Colorado potato beetle)
Lineage: Eukaryota; Metazoa; Arthropoda; Insecta; Coleoptera; Chrysomelidae
Source: RefSeq, a predicted model, not a curated record
UUUGAAUAAUAGGUCUUUCGGUCAUUAAACAAUUAUUUACUUUCGUAACGUCGCUUGUAUGGACACGAGAGACAGUGAAGGUGAAGACGUUAGAGGUAACGAAGAUGUGGUUGUUUUUUGGAGUUUGCGCGUGUUUCUUCGGUGGAGGGUUGAGUUUGGCUUCCUCCAAUUAUUUUUGCGCGGACAUGAACCCCCAGCAUCAUGUUAUAAUCGAUCAGCUUAUGGGCAUGUGGUUUGGAAUAGAGAAAAUAGAUCAUCUUGACGAAACUCGUUACAUCGACAAAAAGAAGCCAUCUUGUCCAAUUAUUCACAUAUCAGAGGAUAGAAGAUCAUCGACAACUUUGAAUCCAUUGUAUAAGAACUACAACUAUGGGUAUAAUUAUGGCGAAGGCCACGGUUAUAACACUCAGAGGCCAAUCAAUGCUCGUGAACGAAUGUUGCAACUAGAAAUGCGCAAAAGAAUCUACGAACAAUCCGAAUACGAUAGGCAAACUACUUACGGCGACUACCCGGCCAGCAGAAGGCAGCACAACUACAACGAUAUUCUUGGGCGGCAGAACUUUGCUGUGAAGUAUUUGAGGUUGUAUUGGGACGAAAAUGGAGAAAGCACUGAGUUUCACAUGCGCUACAAUGUCAGCAGAGCAGGAUUUUGGAUCAGUUCUGGUCCCGAGAAUGGAGGAUCAUCAUUAGACCCGGAAUUCAGCCAUUUUGCCGGUACAAUCCAGGUGUUGAAAGCUGUAGGCAACCACUUGGUACUUACUUUUUGUCAUCAGCUACCAGAUCGGCAGCUGUACUCCAUUCUGCUUUCCAGAGAACUGAAACUUGACCACGUAGAAAUUCAUGGUGUCCAUAACAUGCUCCAACGAAAGGGUCUAAGAACCAACUCGGUACAAAAACUGUGUAACAGCGGGAAGAAACAUUCCUUGAGUAACAUCUUGAAGGGUUCUACUUUAAUGAUAUUCUUUGUUAGUAGAUUACUUAAAAAUUGAAUGAUGGAUGAAACGUUAGGAUGGUAGAUAUUAUUUUUUGUAGGAACAUACCUCGCAGUACAAGUUUUGGUUUUAUAAGGAUAUAUCAAACUGUAUUAUAUACAGUGUAUUUACAAUAAUUCGAAUGUUUGAAAAUUUUUAAGCUGUAUAUAGUUUUUACGAUCAAUUAUUUUCAGUAAAAAUACAAAGUUAGAACCAAAUAGAUAUAAAUAUAAACGAACCAACUACGAGUACAAAGAUAUAUUUUAAACAUUCUUACAGAAUUGAUGUGAAGUAUUGUAUUGUAUUAAUUGCUAAUUUAAGAACUUUAUAUUCCAUUUUUCCUAUAAUAUUGAAUAUUUGUUAAUUCGCUUUAGGAAAAUAUUCCCUAACUGUUUAAUAAAAUAAAUACGUUGAACUCUU